Molecule: messenger RNA, 2181 nt
Organism: Olea europaea var. sylvestris
Lineage: Eukaryota; Viridiplantae; Streptophyta; Magnoliopsida; Lamiales; Oleaceae
Exons: 1
Coding region: 1-2181 (726 amino acids)
Source: RefSeq, a predicted model, not a curated record
AUGGGCCACGACAAUGAUGGAGUUGUGGAAAGGCAACUUGAGGCUCCUAUGCCAUGGAUAGGCAUGUAUGUUGCAGCAGCCUCUCUAGUCUGCUCUCUGGCAAUGGCAGCCGACGUGUUCCAUGGAUUCCGAACCAAGAAGUUAUGGUUCCCAUCGAAGUAUUUCGCGAUCAAUGCUACUUCUUUGUCAUUAUUAGCAGUGGCAAUGAAGCUGCCCGUUGAUCUUUCGACUCGUAUGUGGGCUGGUGCUGAUAGGCUUGCAAAGGUCACUAGCCUAAUUUUCCUGUCAACUGCUAUGGGAAACUUCAUGACAUCUUUGGGAUCCAUGAAUGAUAAAGAGAUUCUGCUAAAUGUAAUUGCUUUAGCCAUGCUUGCUAUCACAGUCGUUGUUAAUGUCUGUAUCCAAAUCAUCCAAAUGAGGCAUUUUCUGGACCAUCGAGAAAUGUUGGUCGAGGAAAUUAUAGCUAAUUUGUCCAUCCUCUUUUUGCUUGUUAUGUUAUCUGCUUCAGCUGUAAUUGUCCCGACGACCAAACAAUAUCUCGAAUUGAAGUACCAAGAAAUGGUGAAAAAGGCUUCAGAGGAAGAACUCGAGCAGCCUGUCGACUUUGAGAAACUCUCAACGGACAAACUGCGACAAAUGAUCAAGAAAUGCUGGGUGAUGGCAGAAACUAGUAGCCCUCAAUUCGUGAUUGUACGUUCUGUGACCUGUUCGACUUCUAGCGUCAUUUGUCUGGUGAUUGCUUUCAUUUUCGCAGAAGCUCAGGCUCACACGGCCGCAAAGCAUAAAUCAUUCAUCGAAACAGCUUCUAGCUAUGCUUGGUCGACAACUUGGAUAGAACUUGCACAAUCUGCUGGAGUGAUUUUGGGUACAAUUGCCCAUGGAUUCAGAUGGUUGACUGCAGUAAAUUUCGCUCACUCAGCAAAAGGCCUGAUGAGCUUUAAGACUGCAUUCAAAAUCGAGAGUUACUGGACACAGAGGCUGGUGGAGUGGAAGAAAAGCUCUUUGCCAUUGGAAAUUAGAGACAGGAAGUGGAGAAAAGUUCUUCAUGGUGCAAAAGGACUAGUUCUGAGUUUUGUUAUUAAAGUUCAGAUCUUGAUUGUCCUACACAGCAAAUUAGUCCAACUUAUCUCUGUAUGUUUUGUGAGUCGAAUCAUCUUGUGUUUCCACUGCAUCAAAGGGUUGAAGAAUAAAUCCACCUCUAGCACAUCCGAUAUUCAUGGGUUUUCAGAAUCGGAAUCAGGGGUUGAUACAGAACAGGAUCUUGCCUGUUAUGUUCUGCUACUAGAAGGUGAAGUCGAGCAGCCUCCAAAGACUCUUAAAAACAUCUGCAACAAGGUUGAUGAAGUGAUCGAGACGGGCAAAAAUCAGCAACGGAAGAACCUGAAAAACCUUUUACUUAAAAUUGAAAACUUCAGCAGCUUGACAGGAAUUUAUGAUUAUCAAGUACCCAAUCUGCAUUCUCAGGAACCUCCUAAUUGCUGGUCUUUACAUCUCGUGACCUUGACAAGUAUUGCAAUAGCACUUCCAAACGUUCCAGUACACAGUACUAAGUGGUUACUUACCAGCGUUAAUGAAGGCAUGUUCUAUGUAAAACUUAUCGAGAAAUGCCUGGAUAGAAAUGGGGUUCGACUAAACAUCCGAAAUGCAUCAGAUGUCGUGUGGGUAGAAGUCGAACUAGAUCAAAAAUGGCUAUGCAAAGAUCUCCAUGAAAUGUCUAAUAAAGGCCGAAACUCCAAGGAGACAUUACAAGAACUCUCUGAUCAAGCGGAAAACACAGUAAUGGAGUUCAAGAGAAAUGCGAAUGAUUGCCGUAUGAAAAACCCUCUUAAUUGGCCAGUCGAGGUUAUAGCUGCUAAUUCAAUGUACAGAAUGACAAGAACUAUUUUACUAGUACUUGAAAGCGAGGAUCACCUAACGGAUGAAGGCUUAUUCAACCAAUUAUCCACAAUGAUAGCAGAUGUAAUGGCAGCAUGUCUAAACAAUUUAACGCGUGUUAUAACCAUGAAAUGUCAGCAGAAUGCCAUAGAAGAGAGGGAGAAGAGUGUCCAUCAAGCAGCUCUCCUGUUAGGUCAAACUGAAGAAAUUCUCCAUAUUCUUCAGCAGCAUGAAGAACGUAGUUCGAAUAUGGAGAAAUCAGCUUAUAUCGAAAAAUGGCUUGUACUUAUGGAGCAUGGAAAUUAG